AUGUACCCAAAAGGCUACGAGAGCCUUUCUGAAGAAGAAGAAUAUUUGAGCCAAGACUCCCCACGAAAUCAUGCUAUCCCUUUGAGCGGCCUUUUCGAUAAUAAGGGUCAUGAGAUACAAGUCCUUUCAGAGCUAGAAAAACUUCAAAAACAUGCAUAUCAGGAUUAUGGAACCAUUAAUGAGAGUCAAAGAGCAUUCUGUGUGGAAGAUGAAAUUGAGUGUCCCGCAUUCAACCCUGAGGAUGAUGACAUCAAUCAUCCAACAAUAGCAUCAAUGCUGGACAUGGAUGUAAAAAGCAUCCAUGACCAAAGAUUUGAUGUGUCAACAGUCUGCUACUCAGAUGAGGAAAUCGUGUCUGAUGAUGAGAAAGCUACAUUUACUACCAGAGAAAGUUCAAAGUUCCAUGCAGAAAGAAAUGUGUGGUUUAAGGCAAAUGAAGAAGUUGAGGCCUCACUGCAGCUAAAUGGAAAUACUUGUUCGUCCUUCAAGGAAUGCAUUAACAUCAAAGAUGGUAGAGAAAAAUCCAUGUCAAAGGUUUUUCUCCCUUUCCAACCAUAUAAGGAAGAGUUCCCUUUGGUUGUUGGUAAUGAAAGUGAUACUGAUAUUCUGCAAACUGGUCUUAAACCAACCAAAGACUUAGAAGGUAGUUCAAAUGGAGAUUUCAGGAAGUCAAUGGCUGCGUCUCUGGAGAUGAUUGAAGGCAGAGAAGCAGAACAACUGCACAAAAAUGAAGGGUUUUCUGAGAAUGAGAUGUACUGCAAGUUCAAUAGGAACUCGGUGGCUGGUUUUCUUGAUAAGUUACAAGAGAACAGUUAUUACCCAAAGGGAAGUGGCAAACAGAUUAGUAGAUUGAGAGAAAGAAAACAGUUUGGUGUCAGCAGAAACUUAUCCCCUUCAAGCAGUGAAAAUAUUGAGGAGGAAAGCUUAAUUGAUGACACGCCUUCAGUUGAUGAUAAGCCCAUCCAGCAACAAAAGACUAUGUCAGAUUUAUUUCACGAGGCUUUAGGAGCUUUAUCUCCCAACGAUGUGUUGCCUGAAGUUGAGAAACAUUCAUUAGGAGUUGGACUGCUUGACAAGUUGCAGCAUGUGAUGUUACGAGAAAAGGCAGACGAUGUUGGCUUUUUGGAAAGUUCCGCUACUGAUAAUUUCUCAAAGGAUGAAAAACACUGCCUUGAUGUCAGAAUUUUGUCAAGGUCCCUAGAGGCCAAGCAUAAUGUUUGUUGCUGUGCUAUAAUACCCAGUGAAGAGAGCACCAAAUUGAUGAAUCCGUUGGAUAUGAGAAGGCUAAAUGGAGAACGGACCUUCACUGUUAUCUUUAGCUCAAGAAUCUGUGGUGAUGUAGACCUCGAUGUCGGGAGUGAAAUUUGUAUCCAACCUCCUUGGAAGGAAGUAAGAGUACGGGGGCAAGAUGGUAUCAUCUUAUUAUCAACAUACUUCUCCCACAUUGGUGUUUGA
Messenger RNA from Oldenlandia corymbosa var. corymbosa, 1455 nucleotides. The record is from the annotation of a GenBank genome assembly. Lineage: Eukaryota; Viridiplantae; Streptophyta; Magnoliopsida; Gentianales; Rubiaceae.